AUGCCACAAAAGCAACUGUUUGUUUGUGCUUUGUAUGAUUACAACCGCCAACAUACUGACGAGCUUUCAUUUAAAAAAGGCGACGUACUAAGAGUUUUGAAACAAUUAGAAGGUGGUUGGUGGGAAGGUAGCUUGAAUGGAUUUGUUGGCUGGUUUCCUAGUAACUACGUAACACAUGCUACUAGUUUAGAUGAGAAGGGUAAUCCCACUACUGAUGAAAGUUCGUUGAUACACUUACAAAACUUUCAAAACGAGAUUAUACAGCAUGUUUUAGAAGGUGAAUUAAGACAAGUUAGUGAACUGUCUCAGUUAUUGUCAGUAUUUACGGUUAACCUGGAGCCUCUACUUCACUUAUCAUUCUUAAACAAACUCGUCAAUUUAAGAGACAUAUUAUUUCAAAUUAUUAGUAUACAUCAACAUUUGGCCUCGGCUUUAACAGAAAUGAAAUGUACACAUGGACCGAAAUGUAUGGGUCGGCUAUUUUUAGAAUUCGCUCCAGCGAUUAAUGCAGUUGGGUGUGAUUAUUCAAAAAUUUAUUUACAUGUUAUAACAGGAUUAGAAGAACAUAUUACAGAAGUAACAAAAUAUAUGAGUUCAUGUAAUAUUAAAUUACAAUUGGUUCAUUGUAAGCAACAACUCACUCUUAUAUUUGAACGUUUGGGUCGUUAUCCUUUACUUUUAAAAGAGAUGGAACGCUAUUUAGAGGAGCCACACAUUGACCGACCCGAUAUUCUUCGUGCAAUGAAUGUUUAUAGUGAAAUAACGGAAAGGUGUGCAAUACUUAGAAAAUUUAAAGAGUAUGAUAUCAAUGUAUUACUGUCAGUAAUAAACGGAUGGCGAGGACCGCCUAUUCAACAACUUGGUGACCCAAUUCUCACUCUACGUGUUCUUCUAGCCAACAUACAAAUAAACCAAUCAACCCUACCAGAUUUCAUUCAUAUAAAUGAUAUAUAUACAAGAAAAACACAAUUAUCAUUAUUGGUUAUAUUUCCUACCUGUGUGCUCCUGUUGGCUAGAACAAACCAGACUAAUGUUUACGAUUAUACCGUCAAAAUACCAUUGCACAAUUUGGCUGUGAAUAAGUCGACCGACAGUGAAACCGAUUUAAGUUUAUUGAUUGCAGAUCUUAAUUCCAUGAAUAUGGAUGUUAUUCCUUGUCAAAUAACACUUGCAUGUACAGAUCAAAAUGCUAGAGAUCUUUUGGUAUCUACAUUAACUGACCUUAUUCAAUAUCAGACCCAGAAUGAACAGUCACCAAAUAUUGAUCAAUGCCAUAUAAAAAAUGAGAGUAUUUCUUUGGAUUUCUUGGGUCAACCUGAUUCGAGUAGUUUGGACAAACAUGAAAAUACAUCUCAAAGUUCUUUACCUUUACGAAAGGACACACUAGAUAAUGAAAAAUUAAAAUCAUCAUCAAAAGUGACCAGAGAUGAAAAUAAAGAAAUUGAUCAUCAUCAGCAUCAAUCAACACUGGUGAUGUCUACAUCGUCCAUGAAGGAUCCUCCAAGUUACAAGUUUUCUCUUGACUCCACUGAUAAUUUGGUUGUUCAACAUACUUACACAAAAGAUAUUUCCAAAUUAUCCUUUGUCAAUAAUGAUAAUGAUAAUACUGUGGAAAUCACAGAUAAUUGUAAUUUCAUCAGCAAUUCGACUAAUAAUAGUGAUAAUAAUAAACUUCGCCUCUCCUCAUCAUUGACAAAAAGUAAAGCUCCCAGACCAUUGACUGAACCAUCGAAUAUAUGUGCUGGAGAACUGGACAAUGAAAGUCAACAUCAUCAAUCAUCAGUUAUUGACCCUCAAUCAAAACAAAUCUCUACACCAGGGGAUAACGCCUACACAGUGGUUCUAACUCCAGAUGUAUUAACAUCAUCUUCAGGCUUACGUUUUUUGCCGCAUAGAAUUACCACUAAUGCCCAUGUUCUUUGGUUUGAUAUUGAUAAAUCGAUUGUUAAUACACGACAGUCAUUUUCAGCAUCGAUUGAUUUGCCUGGUAUUAUUACUUAUAAAAAUAAUGAACAAUUAUCAUCUGAUGAUGACGUAAUUCAUGCAAUUCAUUGUCUUCGUGUUGAUGGUCCUUUAGAUUUUAGUAGAGACGAUAGAAUCGGCUCAGUUAAUGUAUUAAAUAACUUGGGAUUACUUAUUGAUCAAAAUAUUCCUGGUCUAUUGGUAGAUUUUUCUAUUUUGCACAAGAAUCAACACAACCGCGUGAGAGCUCAAAGUCCUAAGGUUACCGAUUCAAGCAAGGAAUUACGUCGUAAACGUGGUGAUGAAAAUGAACUUCGGACAGUGGAUGAUACGAAAAUCCUACAAGUUAUUGAAGCAUAUUGCGCUAGUUCAUGGGCGCAUCCCAGUUAUCGAACAUUGGACUCCGUAAAAAAUGAUUGUCAAAUAGGUGGUCAAGGUAUUCUAUCACCAGUUGAAAGCCGAACAUUAUUACAACAUUUCCGAUAUCCUAAAAAGCCGUCUACAUCAUUUCUAUCCACAUCAUUGGGUAUGUAUUCGAAACAAGAACAAAACUCACAUAUAACAGAUGCUUCCAUAUUUGAGUUAUCUCGACAAAGCCUACCUCUUUCUAUGUUUAGUUCAAAAGCAUCAUUGAAACGAUCUGAAUCAAAGAACAAAUCACAAACAUGCUUAUCACAAGAAAGUACAGUUUGCUUAAAUCAGAAUGUAGCAGCUAAUGUGACCACUUCAAACAGUAGGAUUAUCCCCAAUGUUACAACUAGUACUAGUUGUACCAACUGUACUCCAUGCAAUCCUAAUCAAUCAUUGAGUUAUACGCUUAACAUGCAAUGUGAAUCAAUUUUAAAAACAUUUUCGCCACCUCCAGUAAUUCUACCAACACACAGUGGUCGGCGUUAA
Messenger RNA from Schistosoma rodhaini, 2859 nucleotides. The record is from the annotation of a GenBank genome assembly. Lineage: Eukaryota; Metazoa; Platyhelminthes; Trematoda; Strigeidida; Schistosomatidae.